Molecule: messenger RNA, 1748 nt
Organism: Trichoplusia ni (cabbage looper)
Lineage: Eukaryota; Metazoa; Arthropoda; Insecta; Lepidoptera; Noctuidae
Exons: 4
Coding region: 164-1267 (367 amino acids)
Source: RefSeq, a predicted model, not a curated record
AAAAACGUAUGGAAUCAUGAAUGGAUUAUUAUUGAUACACAAUAUUCUGUCGCUGUCUGUUUAUUAAUACCAGAGCGCUCCUGAUUUUUUAUUUAUUUUAUUUGGCCUUUUGUUCCAAAUAUUAAGAUACAUACAGCUUGUAAAUUAUUGAUGUUUUUUAACUAUGACUAUAAGUGAGAUAAUCUGGGAUAUACCGGAAAUUCCAAUACUUAACAAACUGGAACCAUACACGAAAGAAAUUAUUUAUGAUCAGUCGCAACAAGAAGGAAGCAAUGCAGCAUCUUAUGGGAAGUUAGAAACUUUUCGGCACCCCGAAAGUCAAUACCAGCCUCUUUUACCGGAACAGAAAGCUAAUAUUCCAAAAUCGGUUAUUCAUCCUGAGCUUGAUGAGCUGGCUCAUCGAUUCCUAGGACCAAGCUUCGAAAACGAGCCUGAUUCCCUAGCAGACAUGGUUAUCAGUCCUUUGUCACCAGAACCCUCGACCAGCGUGAACAUGUAUGAUUCCUUCCAACCGGCAUCGCCAAUGAGAAUAGUAAACUAUUGGGAUCAUUCGUUAUGCAUGACAGACUCGAGUGAAGAUUGCAUACCUGAUUCCAAUGAAUGUUCGUCAUGGUCUUCUGAAUCGUCCUUAUGCAGUUUGACGGCUCCUCGUGCGUUUGACGCUCAAGGUACGUCUACUGGAAACUCUAGCAUUCAAAAUGAACAUAAUGUCAUAGAAAAUGCAUCUAUGAAUAUUUCGGAUACUGAUACGAAUACUUCUGAUGGAGGAGUUCGUAAGCGAAAACGAAAAGGUCAUGCAGAUCCAAACGAAUGGAAAAAGAACAGAAGAAAAAUUAGACGUCAGAGUGGUGAACCCUACUUGUCAUCCACUGGUAAAAUGGUUCCUGGUAAAAGAUUAACUGAAGGCAGAUGCAAAGGACUUUGCCGAGAAAAAUGUACCCAACAUUUUACAGAAGAUGAGCGACAAGCAAUAUUCUCCGAGUUUUGGGCCAUUGAGUCCUUGGAGCAGAAGCGACAGUACAUAGUCAGUCUUAUACAGCGUGAAGAGCCGCGAACACGCAGAACUAGUAGUACAGAGAGUAAACGUAAAUACACGAACCGAUAUUACAUGAAGAAACCAAAUACUACAGAACCGAAGAGAGUCUGCCAAAAGUUCUUUCUCUCUACAUUUAAUAUAUCAGAGACAUUUGUGCGAUUUUGUUUUAAGAAAGUAACACAAAACAGUGAAGUGAUGUUGGGGACAGUACAGUCGACUGAAUUUGGCUGAAACAGUGAGAGUUUUAGUGAAAAUUCAUAAUGAAGUUUAAUUUAUUUUAUGCUAAAAACCAUUUUGGUUGCUUAUAAAAUACUUGAGUGUGAAUAUUAAUAAGGAGCCAAUUUCUAUCUUGGGUGCAUACAAUGUGAAACAAACUUGCAUAGGCUUUAGAUUGCCUAUGUUUUUAUCGGUUUUGGUUACAUAUCUUAAUAGAUUGAUUCUGAUUGAAUGAACAUUGUGUAUCAUAAUUUCAGAUGCAAGUUUAUAUUUCUUUAAAACAACUUAGCUAGAUUUUUCUAGCUAGAGGUUUUCAUGAGGAUACCUACUACUACCUUGUAAUUUGUAUAUUUGACCUUAAAAACCUUAGUAUAUAUGGGGUUGGUUAUUAAGGUCCUAACUAUUUUUUAAAUUACUGGUUUAACUAGUUUGUAAUAGUUACAGAUUUCAUGUAAGUUUUUAAAACUUUUUUUCAAUAAAUUUCAUACAAUCCGUU